This is a messenger RNA of Syzygium oleosum, 1450 nucleotides long. Its product is annotated as protein VTE6, chloroplastic. The coding region runs from base 3 to 1061 and encodes 352 amino acids. Gene Ontology annotation, cellular component: chloroplast inner membrane. The transcript is spliced from 5 exons. Lineage: Eukaryota; Viridiplantae; Streptophyta; Magnoliopsida; Myrtales; Myrtaceae. The record is from RefSeq and is a predicted model, not a curated record.
AUAUGUCCGGGUCGAACUCGACGGUAUCCAUCCGCGUCGCCAGUUCACUUCGCCGGCACUCAAAAAGACCAAAGAUGUCUUCUUUGUCAACUCUCCUCCUCCUCAACUAUAAACCCCCUCCGAUUCCUCCCUCUCGCUUCUUCCUCCUCCCCUCGCCGACUCUCCAGAAACCGCCGCCGCCGCCGCUCCUCCUCCUCCUCCCGAAUCAUCUCCGCCGCAAGCCUCGGCUCUCCCGACCGGUGGCGGCGCUGCCGGACGCGAUGUCGGCGCAGGGAGCUCUCUCGGAGGCCCUGGCCCUGAUCCAGUCGGCCCCUCCCACGUGGAAGUCCGCCGUCUUCAGCAACCUCCUGAUCUUCGUCGCCGGCUCUCCCAUUCUCGUCGCCGGCCUCUCCGCGUACGGCAUCGGGGCGGCUUUCCUCCUGGGGACUCUCACCUGGCGUGCCUUCGGUCCCUCCGGGUUUCUCCUCGUCGCCGCCUACUUCGUCAUCGGAACAGCAGCGACCAAGGUGAAAAUGGCACAGAAGGAAGCUCAGGGGGUUGCCGAGAAGAGGAAAGGAAGAAGAGGGCCCGGAAGUGUCAUUGGUUCCAGUGCGGCAGGUUGUGUCUGUGCUUUCCUCUCUAUAUUUGGCAUAGGAGGCAAGGCGUUCUCGCAUCUCUGGUUACUUGGGUUUAUCGCUAGUUUCUGUACUAAGUUGAGCGAUACAGUUUCGAGUGAGAUCGGCAAGGCUUAUGGAAAAACGACUUAUUUAGUGACCACCUUUAAGAUUGUUCCUCGUGGAACGGAAGGCGCUGUAAGUCUCGAGGGAACAAUUGCUGGGAUUGUGGUAUCAGUUCUUCUGGCCUUAGCCAGUUUUCUCCUGGGGCAGAUAAAAGCACCUGAAGCCGUCAUAUGUGUCGUAGCUUCACAGAUUGCUAAUCUUGGCGAGAGUAUAAUAGGGGCUGCCUUCCAAGAGAAGGAAGGAUUCCGUUGGCUCAACAACGAUGCUGUCAAUAUCAUUAAUAUCUCCAUGGGCAGCAUAUUGGCCGUUCUGAUGCAGCAAGUUAUUGUUCCAAAUUUGUGACGGCAUAAUUGUCAACAGUACGAGCUCUCAAACAUCGAUAAAAUCAGGCCAAUUUACACAUGCGGAAGGGCAAACGAAGAGAGAGAUAGAGAGAUCCUUAUGCUCAAAGCGGAGAUACCAGAUUUGGACGACGGUUACACUACUGUGGAUGGGGGACAUUUAGAUCCCUUCAAAUUCAGCAGCAGCAUUCAAUUACAUUCGUCUUGCCGAGUGCUUAAGGCCAGACUGAGGACGGCAUCUGGGGGAAGGACGGUCUCAAUGUUAGGUCGAUGUAAUUACGGCAUUCUUGUUUGCCAAUGCGAUUUAUGCUGUGCAAGCAUUGUACAGUUCUGCUACAUGACGUUUCGGUAUCCAUAUCGAUGAGAAAGGGGAUGCAUAUCUUGAAGCCA